AUGGCCGCCUUGGUGGACGAGGCCAUGGAGAGCUACGUCUACCCUUCGUACAGCCCCUACUCCUACCGCUACCCGCCCGCCAAGGGGAAGGCCGGGCCGGGCGCGUGGCGGCAGCGGGGCGGCUACUUCGCCAGCUACGGCGAGAGCGCGGCGGCGGCGGCGGCGGCGGCCGAGUACUUCGACAACUACCAGCGGGCGCAGCUGAAGGCCAUCCUGGCGCAGGUCACCCCCGGCCUGACGCCGCGCCUGCGCCGGGCCAACACCAAGGAGGUGGGCGUGCAGGUGAACCCGCGCCAGGACGCCUGGGUCCAGUGCUCGCUCGGGCCGCGCCCGCUGCUGCUGCGCCGUCGGGCCGCCGGCGCGCCGCUGGAGCAGGAGCAGGGCCAGGGCAGCCCGGUGCGCGGCGCGGGCAGCCGGCCCGUGCGCUUCCCCCGCACCAUCGCCGUCUACUCGCCCGUGGCCUCCCGCCGCCUCACCGCCUUCCUCGAGGAGCCCGAGCCCCCCGACAGCGCCAGCAAGGCGCCCGCGCCCGGCCCCGCCCGCGCCAGCUGGGAGAAGCCGGCCGACAGCUCCGCCGAGCCGCAGAAAGACGAGUGGCCAGAGGCGCCGGGCCCCGACGGCGCGGCGGCGGCGGCAGCAGCCCCAGCGCAGGAGAAGGCGCGCGAGGGCGAGGCCGAGGGCAAAGGCGCGCCGGAGAAAGAGCCGCCGCCGCGGGAGGAGCCCGCGCAGAGCAAGACCCGCGUGCGCUUCCAGUUUCUGGAGCAGAAAUACGGCUACUACCACUGCAAGGAUUGCAACAUCCGCUGGGAGAGUGCCUACGUCUGGUGUGUUCAGGGCACUAACAAGGUUUAUUUUAGGCAGUUUUGCCGAACUUGCCAGAAAUCUUACAAUCCCUACCGUGUGGAAGACAUCACCUGCCAAAGUUGCAAGGAGACACGGUGCACCUGCCCUGUGAAACUGCGCCACGUGGACCCCAAGAGACCCCACCGCCAGGACCUCUGCGGAAGAUGCAAAGGCAAACGUCUCUCGUGCGAUAGUACAUUUAGUUUCAAAUACAUUAUUUGA
Messenger RNA from Eublepharis macularius, 1065 nucleotides. It is a transcript of the gene ZAR1, whose product is annotated as zygote arrest 1. Gene Ontology annotation, biological process: translation. Gene Ontology annotation, cellular component: cytoplasm. The transcript is spliced from 4 exons. Gene Ontology annotation, molecular function: mRNA base-pairing post-transcriptional repressor activity. The record is from RefSeq and is a predicted model, not a curated record. NCBI's taxonomy places the organism in Eukaryota, Metazoa, Chordata, Lepidosauria, Squamata, Eublepharidae. The coding region runs from base 1 to 1065 and encodes 354 amino acids.